This is a messenger RNA of Eremothecium gossypii ATCC 10895, 1722 nucleotides long. RefSeq names its product alpha-1,2-mannosyltransferase MNN5 (gene MNN5). Gene Ontology annotation, cellular component: Golgi apparatus. The transcript has a single exon. Gene Ontology annotation, molecular function: alpha-1,2-mannosyltransferase activity. The record is from RefSeq and is marked provisional. NCBI's taxonomy places the organism in Eukaryota, Fungi, Ascomycota, Saccharomycetes, Saccharomycetales, Saccharomycetaceae. Bases 1 to 1722 code for a protein of 573 amino acids. Gene Ontology annotation, biological process: mannan biosynthetic process.
AUGAUCAAGCUGAGGCGCAAAUUGAUAGCUCUGCUUGUAGGCGGAUUUAUGCUCGCUCUUUUGAGCAGCCUGCCACGCCAGAAAUCGCCCAUUGCGUCGGCGGCACAUUCUCCUGCGCAGGAAUGGUUUACACGCGGGAGCCAGGAUAUCAAUGACCCGCUGGAAUUCUACAAAAUGCUUUUCGAGAGGCUCCGGAAGGACGCUGCGCAGAUCAAGACGGCUGGUAGCUACGUGACACAAGAUGCAGACUGUCAGAUCCGGGAUCUGGAGGACAAACUGCCCGAGAGCUCACACCUGGGGUCCUAUGACGGGCUUGCAAAGUGCUUCCGGCUGGAGCGCGAUCAUCUGGAAGGCUUGCGGCAGGGGCACAGUGAGUUUUUGCGCACCAUCCAUGGCGAGCUGGCCAUUUCUGCGAAGAGCGCGCUGUUCAAAACACUGUACCCGCUGCCUGCGGGUAUCGUGACCGUGGGCGGCGGCCGGUAUUCGAUCCUCGCGAUGGUCAUGAUCAGAGCGCUGCGGAAACGGGGCACCACAUUGCCGGUGGAAGUGUUUCUGACCGACGACGACGCCGACGACGAGGCGUUCUGCAGCUACAUCGAACAUUUCAAUGCAAAGUGCGUGCUCUUUUCCGACCGUCUACCCAAGUCGGUGCUGGCCUCGCAGAAGCUCUCUGGAUUUGAAUUGAAAGCUGUGGCCUUGCUUCUGUCGUCCUACCAACAGGUGAUCUUCAUCGAUGCCGAUAACGUGCCCCUAAAACCGCUCGACGAUGUGUUCAAGAGCAAGCCUCUCGCGGAGUACGGCCUGGUCCUGUGGCCCGAUAUCUGGAAGCGUGUGACCGCGCCCGCGUUCUACGACAUCGCGGGCAUCCCUGUGGACUUUAAGCGCCGGGUGCGCUUCUCGGCAGACGACGUGUCCCCGCCCAGCCGAUACACGAAGCCCGGUGAAGUCGACGAGUCCUUCAACAGGGCACACGUGCCGCUGCACGACUUUGCGGGCACCAUGCCCGAGCUCAGCAGCGAAUCCGGCCAGUUGCUGAUCGACAAGGCCCGGCACAUGGACACGCUGCUCCUUAUCCUCUACUACAACGUCCACGGAAAGCACCUAUUCUACCGCCUCUCCACGCAGGGCACCUCCGGCGAGGGCGACAAAGAGACCUUCGCGAUGGCCGCCCAGGCCCUCGGCAAACCGUACUACCAGGUCAAAACGAAGCUGCGCUUCCAGGGCUACCACACCCCGAGCCAGUACGUUGGCGCAGCCCUGCUGCAGCACGACUUUGUCCAGGACCACGAGCAGUGGCUGCGCGCCCGCGAGGAGGUCGCGCGCAGGCCCAGCGAGCUAGCCGCCUACAACCCGGCCUACAACGUUGACGAGCACUUCUACAACACCCUCAUGCGCCCCGAGAAGCCGCUCGACGUGAUGUUCGUCCACGCCAGCUACCACAAGUUAGUCCCCAUCGACCUCUUCCGCGAAAAAGUCUACAUCGGAGAGGACGGGAAGCAGUUCAGGUCCUUCCCCGACCUCGCCGCUAUGGACAACUUCGACAUUGAGCUCUUCGCCAUUCAGAUUCUGAACGAGGCCAUAUGCUCAGCCACCACGAAAAUCGAGUUCAAGUACAACAGGGACAAGAUAAAAUCCCCUGAGGAGUUCGAAGAUAUGUGCACCUACGUACGCGACCGCAUGCGGAUGCUUCUCGAUACCAGAGACACUCGAACUCACUCAUAG